AUGAAGAAGCGCCUGCAGGCUGCAGUUCAAUUCGACACGAAGAUCCUCGACGCCAACAGUCGAGUGAGUCGAAUGCUCGACAACCUGAUACGAGUGCUCGAGGCAGAAGGCCAAGAGUGGGUCCUCGAUCAGGAGGGCAAGUUGGUGGCGAGUGACAUCACCGACGCUCUCAAGCCUGCGCCACUACAAGUGGCUAUGGCGAAGCAGUUGAAACUGCAUCGCAACAAGAACACCAAGACAGACUUGUUCGAGUACGUUAUGUUUUUGCGCAAGUUUGUUGCUGGCUACCAGCUGUACGGUGGCCUCGAAAAUGAGAAACCGACGAAACCCACGGACGAGAAACCAAGUGGCGCAUCAACUGCGUCGUCUGCUGCGCGUGUGGAGAAGGGAGAGCCGUCGGUGAAGAAACUAAUGGACGACCUCUAUCAGGCACGGCGUCGAAGUGUGAACUCAGUAAAGAGCCCGAAGGAAGCGAACAGCAUGGUGUGCCGAGCUACUGUGGAUGACGUGUUGGCUCUCCCAGGUGUGCUGAUUGACCCCGGUUCCGACGAGACGUUGGUGCCGGAGGGUGUUGCUGGCGCUGGAGCGCCACGGAGCUCGCCUCAACGCGGAGACGAAUCCAACCCUGACGUUGAAGCCAUACAGAAAAACAAGCAAGCCCCUCCGCUCUUGCGGGGACUUCAAGCUUGGGUCGAAGAAAAGAUUCUAGAAGUUGACGUACUCAUCGGACGUCCCAUCAUGGAACAUCUUGGGUUUUCAGUUUUCGCCAUGUUAAUCGACGCGUUGAAGCAGCGCCGCGUCUGGAAUGUGACCGACGUUGGUGUCGUCGGACAUGUGUCAUCAAGCGUGAGUCGACUGCAAGCGGCUCUUUAA
Messenger RNA from Aphanomyces invadans, 873 nucleotides. RefSeq lists its product as hypothetical. The coding region runs from base 1 to 873 and encodes 290 amino acids. The transcript has 4 exons. The record is from RefSeq and is a predicted model, not a curated record. NCBI's taxonomy places the organism in Eukaryota, Oomycota, Saprolegniomycetes, Saprolegniales, Verrucalvaceae.